CCCUGCCUUCAACGAUAAUGGAUUCCCUUUCUAGGAAUACUUCGGAUAACGAGCAAUCUAAGGAAACUUCGGACGAAUCAAAGAAACAACCCGAAUCAAAACCUCUUGAAAACAAACCAGAUUCUUCAGCUUCUUCACGUUCCGAUGAUCUAAACGCAAGCUCUGCUCCCGAGGCCUCAGGGACUUCUACCAUCGUACCUCCAAGUGAGAAUCAGCAACAGAAGACCGACCUGGACGGUUCACCGCCUACCACCUGGCUGGACAAUCUGGCUGGAUCCAGACCACCAACAACCAAUUUGGACCCCAUAACGAUAACGACAACUACGAAUGCAUCAAAUUCACCUGCUUCUUUGAAUAUUGAGCAUUUUGAUUUUAAAGAUCAUGAGAUCGGCACUCCUACAGUUGAAGACAAUAUUUCACAGAUGCCUUUU
This is a messenger RNA of Acaulospora morrowiae, 431 nucleotides long. Lineage: Eukaryota; Fungi; Glomeromycota; Glomeromycetes; Diversisporales; Acaulosporaceae. The record is from the annotation of a GenBank genome assembly.